CACACACUCACCGAUGCAUAUAACCACAUGCACACAGAGUGCAGCGAGGACCACUGACCUGUUCUUCAUCCAUUUCCAUCCUUCUUAUCACAUAAGUUUAUACACAGGACGCCACCAUGGAGAACUAUCACAAACCAGAUAAACAAACACUGCAAGAGCUGAGAAACAUCGCGAACCGACUCCGAAUCAAUUCCAUAAAGGCGACCACUGCAGCUGGCAGCGGACACCCAACAUCAUGUUGCAGUGCAGCAGAGAUCAUGUCUGUGCUCUUCUUUCACACCAUGAAAUACAAACCUGAUGACCCACGUAAUCCCAGCUACGACCGCUUUGUUAUGUCCAAGGGUCAUGCUGCUCCAGUGCUCUAUGCCGCCUGGGCAGAAGCAGGUUCCCUCCAAGAAAGUGAGCUGCUUAACCUCCGAAAAAUUGACUCCAUCCUGGAGGGCCACCCAGUUCCAAAACAGCCAUUUGUGGAUGUGGCCACAGGAUCUCUUGGACAAGGACUUGGUGCUGCAUGUGGGAUGGCCUAUACUGGAAAAUAUUUUGACAAGGCGAGUUACCGUGUGUACUGCCUGCUCGGGGACGGUGAGAUGUCUGAGGGCUCAGUGUGGGAGGCCAUGGCCUUUGCUUCCUUCUAUAAUUUGAACAAUUUGGUAGCCAUUCUGGACAUCAACCGACUUGGCCAGAGUGACCCUGCACCCCUGCAGCACAAGGUGGAGAAGUACAGGGAACGCUGCGAGGCCUUCGGAUGGCAUGCUGUCAUUGUGGAUGGCCACAGUGUGGAGGAGCUUUGCAAGGCUCUGUGUCAACCCCAUUCCCAGCCCACUGCCAUUGUUGCCCAAACCAUUAAGGGCAAAGGCAUUCCAGCCACAGAAGAUAAGAUGGGUUGGCAUGGUAAACCCCUGCCUAAGGACAUGGCUGAGAGUGUAAUAAAGGACCUACAAAGUCAGAUUACAAGCGACAAGAAGCUGUCCCCCCCAACACCAACUGAAGACGCACCUCCCGUCAACCUGAAAAACAUCCAAAUGCCCAGCGAACCCAAAUACAUACUCGGAGAGAAGAUGGCUACGAGGAAAGCCUAUGGUAUGGCUCUUGAAAAACUCGGCCGUGCCAACAACCGCGUUGUUGUCAUGGACGCAGACACAAAGAAUUCCACCUUUUCUGAGAUUUUCAAGAACAAAUUUCCUGACCGCUAUGUGGAGUGCUACAUCGCAGAGCAGAAUAUGGUGAGCGUAGCAGUGGGCUGUGCAGCUCGUGACCGCAACGUUGUUUUUGCCUCGGCGUUUGCCACAUUCUUCACCCGAGCCUUUGACCAGUUGCGCAUGGCCGCCAUCUCAGAGAGCAACAUCAACCUCUGCGGCUCACACUGUGGCGUUUCCAUCGGAGAGGAUGGUCCCUCUCAGAUGGCGCUGGAAGACUUGGCGAUGUUCAGAGCCAUUCCCACUGCCACCGUGUUCUACCCGAGUGAUGCUGUGUCCACUGAGAAGGCAGUGGAGCUGGCUGCUAACACAAAGGGUAUUUGCUUCAUCCGAACCAGUCGCCCUGAAAAUCCUGUAAUCUACAACAGCAAUGAAGAGUUCCGUGUAGGCCAGGCGAAGGUUGUGUACAAGAACAGCAAAGACCAGGUCACUGUGAUUGGAGCUGCUGUAACUCUGCAUGAGGCUCUUGAUGCAGCUGAGCAGCUGAAGGAAGAGAAAAUAUACAUUCGAGUGAUUGACUUAUUCACUAUUAAACCCCUGGACUCAAAGACAAUUAUUGAAAAUGCCCGGGCCACAGGGGGUCGCAUCAUCACUGUAGAGGACCACUACUAUGAAGGUGGUCUGGGAGAGGCCGUGUGUUCAGCGGUGGUGAAUGAACACGACUUCACUGUGGAGCGCCUCGCUGUUUCUCACGUGCCACGCAGCGGGAAACCCAGAGAACUACUCACACUGUUCAAAAUCGACUCUAAGGCCAUUGUUCAGGCCGUUAAGAAGAUACUCAAUGAUACUGCCAACAAAACAACAAAAUAAAGAGAGCUUAAUAGAGAGAGAGAGAGAGAGAGAGAGAGAGAGAGAAAGGCUGUUUAGUAGCUAUAAGUCAUGGAAACUGGAUUUGUGUUAUAAUCAGCUUCAUUUUUUCUGCUGAAUGGUGUGGCAUUGUGACACAACAAACCGUCCUAAAGUUCACAUCACAUUAUUUUAAUCAGCCGCACAUCGAAACAAUCUGGUGCUUUGCGUACUUUCACAAAAACAGCCAGCUACAUUUACUCUGCACUGUUUCAAACAAAACUUUUGAAUAACAUUUAAAGAUGUGGUUCUGUCGAAAAAGAAUUUAGGUGCAGUGACUGACUCUUGCUCCAAAAUGCUCAUUGAGACAGAGUAUUCAAAGUUCGCAACCUCUUUAUACAGUAUGAGCAUAUACAUGAACGUACAGGUAGCCAAUCAGAUUGCAUCCUUGAAGAUUCUAAAGCCUGUGGCCAGAAAAGUGUACAACAGUUAUCAGACGCUUAAGCCAUGAGCAGAGCAGCUGAGUAUGAGAUUAACAUCACACUGAUGGUUAAAAUUUCAGUUGACAUGACUUACUACUACUAGACAUUCCAAAUAAAUAUGAUAACUUAAAAAAAAAAAAAAAAAAAAAAGUUUGUCACUAGCAUGAUUUUAUCCUUUAACACUGGGUAGAUCUUAACAGUGUGAACUCUGAUUUCACUCUAUACUGAACCUGAAUCCAUGAGAAAUCAGUGUUGAGGAAACAAUAAACACAUGCUGGGACACACACAACAUGAACUCAUUAGAGAUUUUUUCAAAAGCUUUUGAAGGGGAAAUAAAAAAGUCAUUUCAUUUGGAAAAGUAUUACUUUAUACAAUAUUGAUAAUGAUGCUAUUUUGAUGGUUAAUAAAAUGCACCCUUUCUUCAUGCAGCGCAAUAAAGAUGUGGUUUACUGCAGCUUCAACAGCCUUAACAUUUCAUUUGCAUUAUACUUAUUUUAAGAUUAAAAAGAAUUUGAAAUGAAAAUAUGAGACUAUAUUUAAAUACCCGAAAGCAACUUUUUUUUCUAGGCCACACUAGGCUCCAGGAUGAAUAAACACCUGCUUCUGGUCUGUUCA
Ictalurus punctatus (channel catfish) is the source of this 3079-nucleotide messenger RNA. Its product is annotated as transketolase. The transcript is spliced from 14 exons. Gene Ontology annotation, biological process: ribose phosphate biosynthetic process; pentose-phosphate shunt, non-oxidative branch. NCBI's taxonomy places the organism in Eukaryota, Metazoa, Chordata, Actinopteri, Siluriformes, Ictaluridae. Bases 117 to 2006 code for a protein of 629 amino acids. The record is from RefSeq and is a predicted model, not a curated record. Gene Ontology annotation, molecular function: transketolase activity; thiamine pyrophosphate binding. Gene Ontology annotation, cellular component: endoplasmic reticulum membrane; extracellular exosome.